AUGGGCAGGCAGUAUCACAUCUGUGCCCACCCAACCGAACACAAGGAUGCAGGUGCAGCGGAUGCAGCAAGACGAGAUGGAGGAGAAGGUCAAGGAGAAGGGAUGCGGGUGCUGUGUUGUUAUAUACAGAAGAAGACAGACCCAGGCUUACCAGAGCGCACCACUCACCCCACCGCCUUUAACGAUGUCGAAGCCCUGGGAAAGCGAGCAGGCCAUGAGACGCCCAUGGCACUCCUCAACGGUGUCAAAAGCCUCCUGACUCAGACAGCCACAGAAGAAGACAACCACAGAAGACCGACCCAGGAUCACCAGUGCGUACCAUCCACCGCCUUUGACGAUAUCAAAGCCCCUGGGAAAGCCAAUAGGCCACGAGACGCUCCUGGCCACUCCUCAAAGGUGUCAAAAGCCUCCCUGGCUCAGAGAAUCAAGGAGGAAUUUCGAAGGCGGACUGCAGCAGCCAUUGAACGUUCUCGACACCAUGAUAAGCUAUGCAGAACAGGCGAUAGCGAGGUCUGGAGGUCUGGAGGCCUGGAGGUCUGGAAGGCGGCGACGAGGUUAUACGAAAUCGAUACUGAAGUCGAUGCCCUGACCUGUUCCCAGUUGACGACGUGCCUUGCAAACGCGUUCCGUUCCGUGAGCGUCUCGCGCCCCUGUAAGCACUCGCCAGGUCGUUUCCGACCGCAGACACAAUAG
Molecule: messenger RNA, 693 nt
Organism: Fonsecaea monophora
Lineage: Eukaryota; Fungi; Ascomycota; Eurotiomycetes; Chaetothyriales; Herpotrichiellaceae
Exons: 3
Coding region: 1-693 (230 amino acids)
Source: RefSeq, a predicted model, not a curated record